Hyaloscypha bicolor E is the source of this 1343-nucleotide messenger RNA. RefSeq lists its product as uncharacterized. NCBI's taxonomy places the organism in Eukaryota, Fungi, Ascomycota, Leotiomycetes, Helotiales, Hyaloscyphaceae. The record is from RefSeq and is a predicted model, not a curated record. The transcript has 4 exons. Bases 73 to 1164 code for a protein of 363 amino acids.
CAGGAACGCACUCGCGCUUUCAUAAAAGACCCAGAGAAUCCCUCAUGCUCUCACACUCUCAGUAAUCGAAACAUGGCGUCCUCAUCAGAGUGGGAGGAGGGGAUUGAGGGAAACUUCCUACUCAAUAAAGCUGUUGUCAGGGUCUUGCCUUCAGGAACCAAACCUCUUUCUGCAGAGUCUUGCGGGACAUCUUCAUGGACCAAGACCGCCAAAAUCUCCGUUAACUUGCCAGACGGGGCUUUCAAGAGAUACUUCCUCAAGACCGCAACGGGGAAUAGUGCUCGCGCACUGGCCGAGGGCGAGUUCCAUUCUGUGUCCGCUAUCGAUGCCGUGGUGUCAGAUCUGGUGCCAAAGGCUGUGGGCUGGGGACAUUACCAGAACCACAAGUCACAAGAUGUUCACUUCUUCCUGGGGGAUUUCCAUGAUAUGGUUCUGACCGAAGAACCGCCCGAUCCAGCGCAUUUCAUGUGGCAGAUAGCACAGAUGCAUCAAAAGGGAACAUCCCCCAAUGGAAUGUUCGGCUUCCCGGUACCUGUUGUUUGUGGCAUCAUGGAGCGUACCGUGACCUGGGAAAAGAGCUGGGCAAAAUCAUUCACCCACCAGCUGAAGGAUGUCAUCAAAUACGACAACCAGACGAACGGGCCAUGGCCAGAAUAUGACGCUGCGUGCAAGCAACUCAUAGAUGUGGUCAUACCGAGACUCCUGGGAGCCCUGCAGUCUGGUGGCCGCGAAAUUAAACCCUCACUGAUACACGGUGACUUGUGGGAACAGAAUAUCGGAAUCGACAUGGAAACAGACAAGGCGAUCCUCUUCGAUGCUGGCUGCACCUAUGCGCACAAUGAAAUGGAAUUUGGUACUUGGAGGUGCUCAUGGGCGAUAUAUUUCAUGGGGCAGAAAUACAUGCAGCUCUACAAGAGCCAUGUUAAGCCCUCCGAGCCAAAGGAUGAGUGGGACGACCGGAAUCGACUUUAUAGUAUUCAUCCGUACUUAAAUGAUUCAGCAGGCCAUCCAGGAAGUGUUUCAAGGCAACGGGCGUACAAUGAUAUGCUAUAUCUUUGCGAGAAAUACGGCCCCUUGGAAACCCUCGGGAAGUAUGAUCCCAAGAAAGAUAUCAGCGUUACGGGUGAUCAUGUGCCAUAUGUUAUAGAGCAGCUAAAGGAUUGACAUGCAUAUACCCCCACUUUUCCCCAGUUUCGUGCAGAUCCCUUAAGGUGUACUGUACCUACAACUUCUAAAGGAGCCAUUUCUGUCAGUGUAAAUGGAUAGAGAGUAUCAUGAUUAUCAACAAGCACCAGCACACUUGCAGUCGGAUCAAGAAGGAUAUAGUUCCUAAAGUUUUGUCG